AAACCGCACCCAUUUAAAAUGUACCCCUCUACUUUAGUUGUUAUUAUCCUUGUUAGCUCCUUUCUUGUAGUUGAGACUGAUGCUAUAUCUUUUGGAGACUUAAAAAGGAAGAUAGAUCAAGGAGUAGGCUUUGCUAAUGAGCUGCUCGGAGAAAGUGGCGAAAUACCAAGAGGUACUGGUGGCUGUGUUGUUAAAUGGAAUAUACAGGGCACAUUACGUGGAUUGAAGUGGAAGUGGGUAUGUACAUGUCGUGAUACAUGUACAGGAAUUGUUGAAGUUCAAACUAAAUACAGUCGUGAUGGCUCACUGGAGCACUGUCUUACUCAUUUGUUCCAGAGACUUGGAAAGGAACUCUAAUUUCUGUUAUACCAAUUUACUCCUUAUUCAUUUAUCUACUUGAUUUUGUUUCCAAAUAGUUAGUUGCUCUUUGUAGUUAGUUAUAGUUAGCUCGAAUUUUGUUUAACCUUUUAAAAGAUACAUUUUUAGAGUGGAUUAGAAAGAGA
Amphimedon queenslandica is the source of this 503-nucleotide messenger RNA. RefSeq lists its product as uncharacterized. Lineage: Eukaryota; Metazoa; Porifera; Demospongiae; Haplosclerida; Niphatidae. The transcript has 2 exons. The record is from RefSeq and is a predicted model, not a curated record. Bases 19 to 357 code for a protein of 112 amino acids.